GUGGGUGUGAACAUCAUGGGAAUGGCAACUUUGUGAUAAGUGAUCAUUUGGUGGUUGUGUGGGUGGGCACUGUUAAAUUGUAUUGUGUACAGAGGGAUUUGCCAUUGGUCCAGACAAGAGAUUUGAGGCAGGCGUGGACUCAGCGAAGGUGAAAAUACUUCAACAAUCUCACGAGAAAAUAUGAGAUUUCACUGAUUAUUGUUUACAUUGCAAAAACAUUAGAACCGAACCGAAUCAAUCCGGAUUCUAAUGAAACGGAUUGCAAACGCAUAAGUUCCGAAACAGAUUGGCUUCACCGUCGCGGCGAGAAAGACGACUGAAGCCCAACUUUGUUUUGGUCUGGUCUGGUCUGGUCCGGUCUGGUCUGAUCUGAGCUGAAGCCCAGAACCCGAAAUUCAUCCCACCACCGGGGGAGAAAAAGAUAGGGGUAACGUUAACUCACGCUAGCUCGCAGACAUUAUUUACACCUGGUGAAAAGCAUUUCGAGGAUCGCCAUUGUGUGGCAGGAAGAUACUCGACAUAGGCACGGGUGGGUCCUCGGGGAGAUGGAUGUGAUGGGUAUCCCCGCCUAAGGAGCAUCGAAAGGCGGGUUUAGGGUACCCGGAGUUGUCGAGGCCUCCCAGGGAAUCCACCGUCUCCUACCUCGAGCAGCACCGCGCGCUCCCGUCUCCUGAGCGUUAACGUCCAACACGCGAGAGACGCGGCUGUGGAUGCGGCCUAGCCUGGGAGGGUCUGUCGAGCACCAGGGAAACAACGGGGACGGUUCCAGGGAUAACAACAGGCCCGCUGGAGCGAGGGAAUCUAAAAUUGCAGUAAGCAUCUCUUCAGGUUGGCGAACAAAAGCAACUAUUGUGCCAGCCAUGAUGGAAGAACUGCAUAGUCUGGACCCCCGGCGGCAAGAGCUGUUGGAGGCUCGCUUCACUGGGGUCGGCGUGGCGAAGGGCUCGGGUCAGAGUCAAAAUGAGUCAUCCAAUCAAAGUCUAUGCAGUGUGGGCUCACUCAGUGACAAAGAGCUAGAGACUCCUGAGAAAAAGGCAAAUGACCAGAGAGUGAGAAAACGGAAAGCAGACCACUUUGACAGCAGCCAAGGUAAAGCAGGGGCACGGGGACAUAAAAUUAGUGAUUAUUUCGAGUUUGCGGGUGGUAGCGGUCCUGGUACCAGCCCUGCCAGGGGAAUCCCACCAGUAGUUCGCUCUUCCCCACAGCAUUCCCUCUCCAACCCCCCUGUCACGGUGCAGCAAGGGAGCCCCUCCUCGGUCAGCUCGGUCAACACAGAGCACUCGUCAUGUUCGAUGAAGCCUGUUUCACUUCACAUGGUCCAUAAAGCCACACAGUCUGACCUUACUAUAGAGAAACUAACAGCAAUGGAGAACAACAAAAACUCAGACCUGGAGAAGAAGGAGGGCCGAAUAGACGAUUUGCUGCGGACAAAUUGUGAUCUGAGAAGACAGAUUGAUGAACAGCAGAGGAUGCUGGAGCGAUACAAGGAACGCUUAAAUAAGUGUGUGACGAUGUCGAAGAAGCUGCUCAUUGAAAAAUCUAAGCAGGAGAAGAUGGCAUGCCGGGACAAAAGCAUGCAAGACAGGCUAAGACUGGGUCACUUCACCACAGUGAGACACGGGGCGUCAUUUACUGAACAGUGGACAGAUGGAUAUGCGUUUCAAAACCUAAUCAAACAACAAGAAAGGAUUAACUCCCAGAGAGAGGAAAUCGAAAGGCAAAGGAAGCUGUUGGCUAAACGCAAGCCACCCUCCAUGGCCCAGACCCCACCUCCGAGUCUGGAGCAAAACAAACGCAAAAGCAAGACCAAUGGAACGGAGAGUGAAGCGUUAUCACAGGCAGAGUACCAUGAGCAAGAAGAAAUAUUCAAGCUAAGACUGGGCCAUCUUAAGAAGGAGGAGGCUGAGAUUCAGGCAGAGCUAGAGAGGUUGGAGCGAGUGCGAAACCUUCACAUUCGUGAGCUGAAAAGGAUCCACAAUGAAGAUAAUUCCCAAUUUAAAGAUCAUCCAACGUUAAAUGACCGAUACCUGCUUUUACAUUUACUUGGGCGAGGUGGUUUCAGUGAAGUUUACAAGGCAUUUGACUUAACGGAGCAAAGGUACGUUGCAGUCAAAAUCCAUCAGUUGAACAAAAACUGGAGGGAUGAAAAGAAAGAAAAUUAUCAUAAACAUGCUUGCAGAGAAUACAGAAUUCAUAAAGAGCUGGACCACCCACGAAUAGUUAAACUUUAUGACUACUUUUCACUUGAUACUGACUCGUUCUGUACAGUCCUGGAGUACUGUGAGGGUAAUGACCUUGACUUCUACCUGAAGCAGCACAAGCUUAUGUCAGAGAAAGAGGGACGCUCCAUCAUCAUGCAGAUUGUUAAUGCUCUCAAGUACCUCAAUGAGAUCAGACCGCCCAUUAUCCACUACGACCUUAAACCCGGUAACAUUCUCCUGGUGAAUGGCACUGCCUGCGGGGAGAUCAAGAUAACAGACUUUGGUCUGUCAAAGAUCAUGGAUGAUGAUAGCUACAACUCAGUGGACGGGAUGGAGCUGACGUCACAGGGGGCAGGGACAUAUUGGUACCUGCCCCCUGAGUGCUUUGUGGUUGGAAAAGAGCCACCAAAAAUCUCCAACAAGGUGGAUGUGUGGUCUGUGGGAGUCAUUUUCUAUCAGUGUUUGUAUGGUCGCAAGCCCUUUGGACAUAACCAGUCUCAGCAGGACAUCCUGCAGGAGAACACCAUACUGAAGGCAACAGAUGUGCAGUUUCCUCCUAAACCUGUAGUCACACCUGAAGCUAAGGCCUUUAUAAGGCGCUGUCUAGUCUACCGUAAGGAGGACCGCAUUGACGUGCACCAGCUGUCUAGCGACCCAUUCCUUAUGCCUCACAUCCGCAAAUCUGUGGCCUCCUCGGGCACCUCGGCCAUGGCUGUGGCCUCCACAUCCAGCUCCUCCAACAGCAGCGCCUCAAACUGAGCCCGUGCUUCUGAACUGACUGAGUUCCUUUAGGAAAAAAAAACAAGGGGAAAGGGCAGGGGGGGCAGCGCAGUACGGCGUCCCCACCUACCGACAGCAUCCCGCCUUGCCGUAAGGAGCCCAGAGGUGACUGGUCAGCCGCUGCCAGGAAGUGGGUGAGGAAGGGGGACCCAUGUCGCUGUUCAUCCCUCUCAUGUCCACCCACCUCAGCCUACCUGUCCUCUUGUCUCGGAGGUGGCACUGUUCUGGGGGUCAAAGCCCUGGGCGACUCGCACAGCAUUUGGGCGAGGUUUGGCACUGUUUUGGUGAAAACGGGGUUCAAUGUUUUGGUUUUUUUUUUUUUCUGCUUAAAAAAAGAAAUAAUAGGUAUAGGACAGCUUGAGCUUGGCCAGAUGGGAAGAACUGCAGAAGGUAUCAUAUCCAUGUGCACUCACACACACACUCGUGCAUGAGCUGUUCUGGUCCAAGGUAAUCUGAACUCUCAAAGUUCAAACUUUUUUUUUUGUUUGGGUUAUUUUUUUUUUGGUCUUCAUCUCACUGAACCAGUCUGACCUGUCAAUGUACUGAACCCCAAGUAUCUAUGGCACUGUCACCAAGUUUGCUGUUCUGGGAUUGCGUGCCCUUAAGUUCUAGGCCCAGAUAGUUUUUGACGAGGAGGCCCAGAAGCUACGCCACCCUCAUCCUUCCUUUCCAUCUUCUCGUCAAACUCCUGUGACCAAAGCUUAUAACUUCCAGUUGGUGGCAGUGUUCCACCUCCAGUUUUUAUAAUGAAUGGUUUUAGAAUUGUGUUAUUUGAUAUGGAGUGGAGGCUGUUUAGGAAUAAUUCCUUUUACAUUAAAAAUUUAACCAGUUUCACGGAGAAAACAGUUUGUAUUCAAGUUGCCUUUAAUUAGAACUUCUACUGUUUUGACUGAUUUCCCCCCAUUAUCAACACAUAUUUAUUUAGGUAUGUUUGAAUUUAUUUUUGGCCAAUAAAAUGCAAGGGGCUGAUUUACCUAAUAGAACUGUCGGGGGAUGAUUGGGCCUUAGCAGAGAGUUACAUAAACCAUUAAAUACUAUUGGUUAAAUGUG
Betta splendens (Siamese fighting fish) is the source of this 4031-nucleotide messenger RNA. It is a transcript of the gene tlk2, whose product is annotated as tousled-like kinase 2. The record is from RefSeq and is a predicted model, not a curated record. Lineage: Eukaryota; Metazoa; Chordata; Actinopteri; Anabantiformes; Osphronemidae. Gene Ontology annotation, molecular function: protein serine/threonine kinase activity; ATP binding. Gene Ontology annotation, biological process: chromosome segregation; intracellular signal transduction; peptidyl-serine phosphorylation. Gene Ontology annotation, cellular component: nucleus. The transcript has 21 exons. The coding region runs from base 711 to 2960 and encodes 749 amino acids.